GAUUGCUACCUAUACCUUGUUGGAUCGAUUUUGACCUGUAUAUGUGCUUCUAUAUAUCUAAAAAAGAAUUUUGUAGCUCAGUAUCCUUGGGUGGUUCACAUGGUUGCCUGGUCUACAAGUUUGAUGAUGGUCUUCACUGAUUUGCUUAUAGGCCUAAUAGGCUAUUUAAUUAACUCUGAUAUAUUGCGUCCCUGUUAUUGUGGCUAUACCGUAUCAUGUAUAUAUCUCUUUAUACCCUUGCCUGAAUAUUCUUCCCUAGGAAUUUUGGCAUUAUGCGUCAGCAUUUUAUAUGGCAUAAAUUUUACUUUUGUAGCCUUCAUAAAGUCCUUAGGCAAUGAAAAUAACAUAACAGUUGAAUGGCGAUAUUUGGUACCGGAUUUAUUGUUUCUAGUGGCCCUGAAUGUAUUGGGCAUGUGUUUUCGUGCUCGUCGUGAUUAUGCCACACGGCGAGUAUUUCUCACGCGACACCUUAAUAUUGAGGAGGGCUUAUUGCUUAAAUAUGCCAAAGAUCAAGAGAACAAUCUCCUGAUCAGCAUUAUACCAGUUCAGAUAGCGGAAAAAAUUGGCCGGGAAAUAAAAGCCAGAAUUGAACGCUUCAAAAAUCCUCGCAUAAUGAGACAACAAUAUGCCACGGAAUUCGCCAGGAAGCUCUUCAUUGAACCCCAUUUUGAUGUUAGCAUUAUAUUUGCCGAUCUCGUCAACUACACCCAUUUGACCACAACACUGGAUAUCAAGACUUUGGUGGAAACACUGCAUGACCUAUUCCAGAGAUUCGAUGUGGCCUGUGAAGAGUUCAAUGUGAUGCGUAUUAAAUUUUUGGGUGAUUGUUACUAUGGGGUAACGGGUGUGCCACAAGCUCACCCCUUCCAUGCACAUUGUUGCAUAGAAUUUGGACGUUCGAUUAUAGAACAGAUAGCGGAAGUAAGAAAUUUAACCAACUUGAAAGUGGAUAUGCGCAUAGGCAUUCAUUCGGGGAAUAUUUUAUCGGGUAUAAUUGGUGCUGCCAAAUGGCAAUAUGACAUAUGGUCCAAGGAUGUCGAUGUAGCCUCACACCUGGAACAAACUGGAAUAGCAGGAAGGGUGCACAUCAGCAAAACAUCCCUACAAUAUGUGGAGGCCUAUUAUGUAUACGAAAGUGGCACAGAGAAAGCCAAAAGAGAUGCUUUGCUGUUGAGGGAAAACAUCACAACAUAUCUAAUAAUCAGACCAAGUGACUUCAUGACUCAAUCCAAAGAAUGGGAAAACUAUCGAAGUAGUAUGAAAUCAAAACAAUCUUUAAAAACUAAUCGAUAUCCUCUACCACAUGCAAUGCAAGAUAUAGACUCUAAUCAAGAACAAGAACUUCUGGAUUAUGAUUCCAUUAAGUCAAGGGCGAAUUUACAAAUUGCACGAGACUUAAAGAAAUUGCCUAUCUAUAAAUUGGGCAUAAAAGCUCAACUCUUUACUCGCAUGCCUCGCCUGAAGGCCUAUGAAAUGGAAGAUUUCACUGCAAAUCGUAACAUCAGCACAGGAUGCCUAUUGUUCAGCGAUUGGAAUUGGGAACUGAGGUACAAUCAGCAAACAGAUGAACUGUUCAGGAUUUCCACAACCAUGGCAGUGUUUGUGCUUUUCUGCGUAAUGGGCAUGGAAGGAGUCAAUGAAAUCAUUCACAACCUUUCUUCAUUUUUGUUUGUGUACAUUGUCACCUUCAUUUACGCCAUCUGCAUAUUGAUCCUUAUAUGGUUCCGUCAAGUAUGGACAAAAUUUUCCAUGAUUCCUGUGAGAAGACCGCGCCACAAAAUUGCUUCACAACUCUUUGAUAUUUCCACAACAAUCGAUAAAAAUGCUACGCUACGUAUUUUAACCUUUAUUUCCUUGAUCUUGAGUAUACUUUUCAUAGCUUUUGUUCACUCGAUGUUUUGUGAUCCUGUAGCCUUGGAGAAUGACGACGACUUGAUGCAAGAAUUUCUCUAUGGAGGUCGUCGUACAUUAUGUUUCAAUUCGUGGUCUGUAACAGAGUCUUUAGUACUCUGCUUAGCUGUAAUAUUCACCUACUCGCACAUUCCUUAUUUAAUACAAAUGAUAACUGGAAUAUUGAUUACCAUCUAUUACCUCUUGAUCGUAUUUAUCGAAUUCGAUUUGGUCUAUGAAUGCAGUUUGGUGACCAAUAAAACUGUAAGAGCCGAAGCAAGUCAUCUUUGGAAUCUAUUGACCAUCCUUAUGAUAUAUCAACUAAUGUCUCGCCAUCUCAUUUACAUAUUAAAAAUUGAAGCCAUUUCCAAAUGGCGUUUGGAAAAGAAAAAGGAUAAUGCUCAGAUGACAAAUGAAUCGAUAAAAAUUCUUCUACACAAUAUUCUGCCUUCCCAUGUAGUCAACAUUUACUUAUCAAAGCGCAUGCGCAACGAACCCUACUAUGAACAGCAUGAAUAUGUUGCUGUAAUGUUUGCCACAAUUAUCUAUGCCAGAUCAGGCAGUAUUGAACUGCGCCUGCUAAAUGAAAUCAUAUGUGAAUUGGAUGAAGUGCUAAGGUACUAUAAAGGACCCAUUAAGGUGGAAAAAAUCAAGGUAGCCAAUUGGUCAUAUAUGGCAGCCUGUGGGUUUGACAUACCUGUUGGUGAGUCUGCCUAUCAUGCAAUGCCAGUUCCUCGAACUUCAAUCUUUUUGCCCAGCAAACAUAUUUAUCCCUCAACAUCAUCCAAUGAAAGUGAGGUUAGAACUUCCAGUUAUCAUUCAAGCACCCAACAUAGCGAAAGUGACAAAGAUAAUGCGUUAAUGGCGGAUAGUGGUGGCCCAAUCAAUGACAGUAAUCUUCAUUUAUCGGAUGAUGAUUUCAGUACCCGAGAACUACAGAAAAGACAUGUUCUAAAAACUAUGGCUAAUUUUGCCUUGGAUCUUUUAAGCAGCAUACACACCUUUAAUGUUGCCAAUCAAAUGGCGAGGGGCGCAAACGAGCCUGCUAUCAAAUUGAGAAUUGGCAUAAGCAGUGGCGAAGUCAUGGCUGGUGUCGUUGGUUCCUCUCAAGCCUAUUAUGAUAUCUGGGGCAAUGCCGUAAACAUGGCAUCUCGCAUGGACUCUACGGGCGAGCCGGGCCGCAUUCAAGUCACCGAAGAAGCUGCCGAUGCUUUGAAAUCAUUCAAUGUGGCUUGUAAAUAUCGUGGUUACAUUCAUGUAAAAGGACGCGGCUAUAUGCCAACAUAUUUUGUUCGAAUUACUAAAGAUUUUCAAUUCGGGAUGUUGGAAACAAAAAAUGUUGAAGCUCAUAAAUAUCACCAAGAUUAA
This is a messenger RNA of Stomoxys calcitrans (stable fly), 3258 nucleotides long. Its product is annotated as adenylyl cyclase X E-like. Gene Ontology annotation, molecular function: adenylate cyclase activity. The transcript is spliced from 14 exons. Gene Ontology annotation, biological process: intracellular signal transduction; cAMP biosynthetic process; adenylate cyclase-activating G protein-coupled receptor signaling pathway. The record is from RefSeq and is a predicted model, not a curated record. NCBI's taxonomy places the organism in Eukaryota, Metazoa, Arthropoda, Insecta, Diptera, Muscidae. Bases 100 to 3258 code for a protein of 1052 amino acids.